AUGUCAAUGGUUAUCAAUUUCGACUCAGAAGACCCAAUUGCCACUGCCAAUGCUUGUCUGGAGGAAAAUUUGGACAGUCUCCAGUCAGCUGGUGUCCUCCAUAGGGGAAAUAAGAUGAGCAUAGCUGAACUGGUAGACAGUCCAUUGGAAAUCUUUCGCAUUGGAGAUGUCUCUGAUGAUGACAUCUUCAGCACUGUGACUGAGGCAUGGAGGAAUGAUGGAAAGGACUUAGUGGAACUUGGGGCUGAUGAUGUGGAUGACUCUGACGAUGACACACAAACCAUCUCGCAUCCGGAAGCUCUUCAUGCAGCACUUCUGCUUUGGACUUACACCAAACAGAUGGACUCAGCUUUUGCAUGGAAGAUGGAAGCCACUUUGGCUCGGUUUGGACGCGAGACCUGCCACCAAGCCCAAGUGUCGCUCCGGAGUAGCACACUUGAUUCUUACUUCAAAAAGGUUUCAUAG
Molecule: messenger RNA, 465 nt
Organism: Cantharellus anzutake
Lineage: Eukaryota; Fungi; Basidiomycota; Agaricomycetes; Cantharellales; Hydnaceae
Exons: 1
Coding region: 1-465 (154 amino acids)
Source: RefSeq, a predicted model, not a curated record